Molecule: messenger RNA, 240 nt
Organism: Penicillium canariense
Lineage: Eukaryota; Fungi; Ascomycota; Eurotiomycetes; Eurotiales; Aspergillaceae
Exons: 2
Coding region: 1-240 (79 amino acids)
Source: RefSeq, a predicted model, not a curated record
AUGUCUAUCCCCGAGCCAACCUCCAACUCCCGUAAUGGCACUACCUCGCACACUCUGAGCCAAAAUAACGUCAGUCAAGUCCCGCCGGCAAACCAAAACAGCGUGAACCGCUUCGCCCGGGCACCGGCAGCAGAAGGUCCCUACUACGCAGGGGCACGAAUGCCGGAGCGAUCCACGCACCUUGCCGGUCUAUCAAGUCAAGUCAAUGCGAUGGAUGACAUCCUGAAGACCCAGAAAUGA